UAGAAAAUAUUUCAUGAUUUGCAAAUAUAGAUUACCUGAUCAGACUUUUCACAAGAUCUAUAGAACUGACUAAUUAUUUCCAUAUGAAGAUACUCUAAAAUUACUUCGUCGGCCAUUUUGAUUAUUUUAAAGCUCGCAGUAAGUCGUACAGUAUGCUGUCGCAGAGAAUCAUGUGUUUUAUUUCUUUAUUAACAUAUCUUCAGAGCAUUUUUUUCAAUACACACCAAAAUAUUGUUCAUGGAUGUGAUGGAAAUUUCACACAUGGAAUAAUUUGUAUAAUAGUUUGCAAGUAUAGUUACAAUUUUUGUACGGAUUAUCCACGAACAGAAAAGGGGAGAAAAAAUGGAGGAGGUGCGUGGUGUCUCCGCUCUUCAAAAUGAGAUUGAAAAAGCAAAGGAAAAGAUGAAAGAUGUUGAUGAAAAUAUCAAGAAAUUAACAGGAAGAGACCCUACAGAAAAAAGACAGUUUGCUACUCGAAGACGUGUUAUAUCUGUAUCGGGUGAACUUAGGGGUAAAGAGCGAAUUUUUGGCCAAGCCAGGAAAGAAAUUGAACCUUAUGUUCCGCCGGUCAAGCGAAGAGUAGUUGGAACAGCCUUUUCAAGACUGGGACCUCGUUUGACUGGGCGAGACAUAGUGAAGGCGGACAGUGGCGAUGAAGAGGACAUUCCAAAUAAGCCAGCUGUUCAGUCUUCCGUAGGCCAUGUAAGUAUCUCUAAGACACCCAGAUCACGGAGAGAGAGCAUUGAUGUGCAGAGCACCGACAAAAAGGGUAGUGCAAGAAACAAGAGAAUGUUUGGACUUCUUCUGGGGACAUUACAGAAGUUCAAAACUGAGGCCAAGGAGACUGAAGACAGGGAAACUCAAAGAAAAGAAAUAGAAAAGAAAUUAGAUGAGAAGUUUAAACAAGAAAAAGAAGAAAUAAUCAAAGAAAGGAGACAACUUUUUGAAGAGAGAAAACAUCAGCAAGCUAAAAUUCAACGCCUUGAGCAGAAAAUGGAACUUGUUGCAAUGCAUGAAGAUUCUGAGAAGGAGGUCAAAAAGCUGGUCAACUUUCUACGCACCAAAGCUAAACCACACAUUUACUACAUGCCCAGAAUUAUGAAUGAAACCCUGUCAGCAAAAUUGGAAAAUUCCAAGACAGCAGUUGAAGAAAUGAUUAAAGAAAGAAAGAAGAGGCUGGAAGAGGAAAUCGAGAGGUUGAUGGCAGAAGACCUUCCAGAUGAAAACCAGAGUGACGAAGAAGAGACAAAGGAGAAAACGGAGAAAGAGAACAUGGAGAAUCCCAAGCAGAGGAAUCAGUCAGGUCUCAGGGAUAGGGGAAAUGAUAGGCAACCCCGACGAGGGUCAGAGUCAUCAAAAAGGGAAUCCCCUAGGAAGGGCUGGGAUAAUAACGAGGGUAGAAGGAAAAGUCAUGAGGGAGAGUCUCAUAGAAGAGACUCGUAUGAGGGGGAAAGAAAGCGACGAAAGUCGUCUGCGGAGAGGCAUGAGAGUAAGUAUAGGAGAAAGAGUGACGGGGAAGGGGGUCGUGAUAGACAUAGUAAAAGGGACAGUCAUAGGUCAAAGAGGGACGAUAUGCCCAGAGAAGUGAAGAUCAAUUACGAUGACCCUGAAAUUGAGGAAACCGAGGAGGUCAUCAACAAAGGUGAGUCAGAGGUCAAAUUUCCAGAGGUGAAGGUCACUGAUUUAGCAGACAUCCAGCUGCCAGAGACAAGAACCGAAUCGGAUGAAAGGAAACUAAUAAUGCCAGAAGAUGCAGAGGAUGGAGAGGAAGGGCCUUCAAUGGAUGCCGUGGAUGAAUGAUGUGGGAAAGUGUAUUUCAUGUAUUGAAAUUUUAAUUUAAAAAAUCAUGGAAAAUUUUAAAAGGUAAGUAUUGAUAGUGCAUGGGAUUUGUGUGGAUGUGGUGUACGCGCGAGUGAGAAAAAGUUCACAUUUUGACAUUCAAUACCAGUGAUCCAAGGAGGAUGGACUGUUGUGGGAAGAGAGACUCAUCAAAUAAAAGGAUCUGGAGUUAGAUUUCCAGAAUAUUCUUGUGUAACCAAAAUAACCAUGGACCAAAGUACUAAUAACAUACGACUGUGAAUGUACUUUGAAAUAGAAUUUUGUAAUUAAUGACGUCUCGCUGAACAAUGGAUAUGUUACAGAUGUAGCAGAAAUUCCAUUUAAUAUUGUGUUCUCCAAAUCAGUUUUAUUUAACCUAUCAAAUACAGUGUAAUUGUUUACAUGUUUAGAUUUUUCUUGUAAUUGUUACGUGUAAUUUGUGUCAAUAAAAAAAGCUUGUAUUUCUUGAAA
Messenger RNA from Ostrea edulis (European flat oyster), 2289 nucleotides. RefSeq names its product pinin-like. Bases 343 to 1800 code for a protein of 485 amino acids. The record is from RefSeq and is a predicted model, not a curated record. NCBI's taxonomy places the organism in Eukaryota, Metazoa, Mollusca, Bivalvia, Ostreida, Ostreidae. Gene Ontology annotation, cellular component: catalytic step 2 spliceosome. The transcript is spliced from 9 exons.